Gryllus bimaculatus (two-spotted cricket) is the source of this 386-nucleotide messenger RNA. The record is from the annotation of a GenBank genome assembly. NCBI's taxonomy places the organism in Eukaryota, Metazoa, Arthropoda, Insecta, Orthoptera, Gryllidae.
AUGAAAGAGAAGCUGCAGGACGGAGUGAGUACCGGAGGAAGUCGAAAGGGCACCUCCCUAGUGUUUGCUUCUUCGUUGACCAACCGCCUCGCCGAAGUGUUGUACGCUCCUGUCUGCCACUCUUAUUUCAAGGAGCUGCAGCUGCUGCGAGAGUUGCUCUAUCGCCAAUCGCAGGAUUUGCCUCUCGGCAAACGGAGUGACGCGCCUAUCUGUGGCAGCGAGUUGACAGCCUCCUGCCAGAAAAGCGCUUCAUACGAAGGUGGAAUAAACGCUGUGCGUGAUGACGUCAUCACCACGGGCAUGAACGCCAAUCACGUUCUACCGCAUUAAAGUACGUGGGCAUUGGUCACCAUACGAUAUCUACAGAGACCUUAAAAAUUCUAAGC